Messenger RNA from Penaeus chinensis, 4240 nucleotides. RefSeq lists its product as uncharacterized. Gene Ontology annotation, biological process: octopamine biosynthetic process; dopamine catabolic process; norepinephrine biosynthetic process. The record is from RefSeq and is a predicted model, not a curated record. The transcript is spliced from 34 exons. Gene Ontology annotation, cellular component: secretory granule membrane. NCBI's taxonomy places the organism in Eukaryota, Metazoa, Arthropoda, Malacostraca, Decapoda, Penaeidae. Bases 365 to 4240 code for a protein of 1291 amino acids. Gene Ontology annotation, molecular function: copper ion binding; dopamine beta-monooxygenase activity.
CAAGAUGUUUACGACGAUCGUUUGAAGAUCUCCCGAAAAGUACUACAACACGUCUCUCUAUGAAAUACUGCACGACGAAGCGACGUGGGAGGACAGCACGCUGCUGGAGAAUUUCCAAAAGGAAGUCCAAUUCGGGAACUUCACCCCGUCCUGCUUCGCAAGCGACUUUACGGAGAGGCUGCCGAAGGAGAAGAGGGGGGCCCGAGCCUACCCCUCAUUCGAAGCGCUGAAGCCAAAGCUCCCUUGUGGAGCUUUGGAGGACGAACCGACUCGGCCAGUCGACCUCGGCGAAGACAGCAAGAGGGACGCCGGUGACGUCAUCGUGAGAGAUCAACCAGAAAACCCGAACCGGGCAGGAGAAGGCAUGAAAGAAAACGAUAAAAUGAUGCAUCGUGCUGUGCUUGAUCAGAGGGGAGACUACGUUAUGUUGUGGACGCCUCAGGAAAAGAACGUUAUCUUCGAGGUUCAGGUGGCGACGAAGGGGUACGUGGGCCUCGGGUUCUCCCCCAACGGCGGGAUGACGGGCUCGGACAUCGUGCUUGGCUGGGUCACGGAUGACGGAGAGGUCAUGGUGCAGGACCGCUACGCCACGGGCUACGAGACGCCCAAGAUGGACGAGUCUCAGGACGUGCAGCUCCUUUCGGGAUCCCAGAACGACACCCACACAGUGCUGAGGUUCUCUCGCCCUUGGAGCACCUGCGACGAGCGAGACUUCGAGCUCUCGAGCGACACAGUCCGGAUAAUCUGGGCCAUCGGCGACGACGACCCGGCGGACGAGGAGAGCAUCAGCAGACACGGGCGACGAGGGACGAAGAGCAUGUACCUGAAGGAGCCUCAGUUCGAGCUGCCUGCCUUCAGCGACGACGUACACCACUGGGAUGUGCUGUCCCCGAACGUGUCUCUUCCAAGCAACCUCUCGACGCUCUACUGGUGCAAACUUUAUAAAAUUCCUCCCAUCACUCGCAAAACACAUGUCAUUGGGUACGUGCCAGUCAUUCAGGAAGGGAACCACCAGCAUGUGCACCACAUCUUGCUCUACGAAUGCCAUAUGGAAGACAGUGCUCGUCACUACGAAAAGUGGCUAGAUGUGCAAGGUGCCCAGUGCUUUGGCGCCAACAUGCCCCUCUCUUGGAAAGGGUGCACGAGCCCACUUGUGGCUUGGGCCAUUGGAGGCGAUGGUGAACUGAUGCCAGAGAACGUGGGUCUCCCAAUUGGAGAAGAGCACGGAGGCGCGACGUACUUCAUGAUGGAAAUACACUACGACAAUCCUGAUAAGAAAGCAGGUGUAGUGGAUGGCUCUGGAAUCAGGGUCUUCUACACGGAAAAGCUGCGGGAGCAUGAUGCUGGGAUAAUGAUGAUUGGGCACAUGGUCACGCCGCUGCAGAUCGUUCCGCCCAACGAAAAGUGGCUCUCCAUCGGCACCUGCGACUCUGGCUGUACAGACAAGGAAUUGCCGGAAGGUGGAAUCAAGAUUUUCCAGGGAGUACUUCACGCCCAUCUCCUUGGAAGAGAAAUUACGGUCAGGCACAUACGCGAUGGAAAGGAACUGCCCACAGAGCUUAAAGACAGCAGCUAUGACUUCAACUACCAGCAAGUCCGUAAACUGAAGGACGAAAUGACUAUUCUUCGCGGUGACACUUUGAUCACCGAGUGCCAGUAUGAUGCCACAAUGAGAAACGUCCCCACUUUUGGCGGCUUCGGGACUGAGGAGGAGAUGUGUCUGGUGUUCCUGACGUACUACCCCCGCGUGGACCUCGCGGUCUGUUCCUCGCAACCGAACAUGAGUGAAAUUCUCGAAGGCAUCAAUGUUGAGGAUUUGCACAUCAUGGAGCAGGUUAGGAAGAGUUUAGAGGAAGGCGGACAAACAGUCGACGAGGAAGCAGAAACCAAAAUGGCGGAGGACAUGCGGAAGAAAGACUACGAGCCUAAACUCGGUCCUCUGCGACUGUCGCAUUUGUUACGCGGGAUGAUUGCAAAGGCUCCCGAAAAGUACACCAAUACUUCACUUUAUGAUAUUCUUCAUGACAAAGAAACCUGGCAAUCUGAUGUUGUUGCUAAACUGCAAGAGAAAGUUGAGCGAGGUGACCAACUCCGUUUCUGCUUGCCGCGACAGAGUGGCCGCAACAUCGGAGGAUCCAAGGAAAUAAUUACAUACCCUGAAUUCGAGGUCUUCAAGCCAGAUUUAGGGCCCUGCGAAUCACGAAACCAAGAGUCAGCUGGUUCUCUCAUACAUCGCGCCAUCAUGGACAGUGAGGGCAAAUACGUCAUGCUGUGGACUCCAGGAGAAGAAGAUAUUGUUUUCGAGGUCCAGGUAGCGACCAAGGGGUACGUGGGCCUCGGGUUCUCCCCCAACGGCGGGAUGACGGGCUCGGACAUCGUGCUUGGCUGGGUCACGGAUGACGGAGAGGUCAUGGUGCAAGAUAGCUAUGCCACGGGCUACAGUCAACCCAUGAAGGAUGAACAGCAGGACGUGAAGCUUCUGGGGGGAUAUCAGAAUGACUCCCAUACUGUGCUGAGGUUCUCCAGGCCUUGGUCCACGUGCGAUGAACAAGAUUUCGAGUUAUCAAGCGACACAGUGCGAGUAAUUUGGGCCAUCGGAAACGAAGACCCGGUCGACGACUUGAUGAAGAGGCACGACCAGCGAGGCACAAGGAGCAUUUUCCUGAAAGAACCUCAAUUCGUCCUUCCCACCUUCAGUGAAGACAUACAGGCAUGGGACGUUUUAUCUCCAAAUGUGACUCUUCCAAACAACCUCACAACGUUGUACUGGUGUAAACUUUUCAAGAUGCCACCCAUCACACGCAAGACCCAUGUCAUUGGGUAUGUACCAAUAGUCCAGGAGGGGAAUCACCAGCAUGUGCACCACAUUUUGCUCUACGAAUGCCACCUUGAGGACGGUGCUCGUCACUACGAAAAGUGGCUGGAUGUGCAAGGUGCUCAGUGCUUUGGCGCUAACAUGCCCCUCUCUUGGAAACGGUGCACAAGCCCUCUUGUGGCUUGGGCCAUUGGAGGCGAAGGGGAAAUCCUGCCACCUAAUGUUGGUUUCCCACUUGGCGAGGAACAUGGUGGUGCCACAUACUUCAUGAUGGAAAUACACUAUGACAAUCCAGAUCUCAAAGAAGGUGUAGUAGAUGCUUCAGGGAUAAGAAUUUUCCACACGGAGAACUUGCGUGAGCAUGAUGCUGGAAUUCUGACGCUGGGCCAUGCUGUUUCCCCAAUGCAAAUCGUGCCUCCCAGUAGGAAGUGGCUCUCUGUUGGUCACUGUGAUUCCAGUUGCACAAAUAAGGAACUGCCUGACAGUGGGGUGAAAGUAUUCCAAGGUUUACUUCACGCACACUUGCUUGGAAGAAAACUCAUUUUGAGGCAAAUACGUGAUGGAAAGGAGCUGCCCAUUCAGUUGAAAGAUGAAAAUUAUGAUUUUAACUACCAGCAGUCCCGAAUAUUAAAGGAUGAAAUGACAAUUCUUCCUGGAGACUCCUUAAUUACCGAGUGUUAUUACGAUGCCUCGAAAAAAAAUGCUCCUAGUUUUGGCGGUUUUGGAACAGAAGAAGAGAUGUGCCUUGCCUUCCUGAGCUAUUAUCCCCGUGUUAACCUAUCAAUUUGUGCUUCACAACCUCACCUAGAUGAAGUUUUAGAUGGUAUAGAUGUGGAGGAAGUGCAAAACAAAGAUGAUAUUAUGAGCAUUUUGCUAGACCCAGGGAAGGACCUAAACCAGGAAGAGGAGACUAAACUUGCUGAAGCCAUGAAAGAGGCCGGCUACAAACCCACAACGAAGAAAAUUGAUAUGUCUCAGAUUUUCCACGCAGUGACCGUCAAAUCUCCUGAAAAAUAUGCCAACAAGACCCUGUACGAAAUCUUCCAUGACAGAAACACGUGGCAAGAGGGGGUAGUCAAUCACCUGCAGAGGGAGGUCGAACGUGGGGAGCACCUUGCUUUCUGUUUACCAAGGAAUGUCCAGGAAAGGCAAAUUAAUCAGGUAAAUCAGCGGAAAAAUGUCUACCCAAUAACUCCACAACAACUGCACAAUGGAUACCAGGCGAAUCAUUCACCUGAUCGAACGCGGUGCAAUAGCUUUCAGGCAGGCAUCGUUGUGGUUGUUCAGUCCACCAUUCAGACUGUGCAUCUACAAGUGUCGUGCCAAACUUUCUGCACAGGGGUCGAGCCAAAGGGCAUUGAUUUUCAACGAUGCCAGAGAGAGCCAGGGUUAUGGUGGUUCUGUCCCACGAUCGCCUGUGUGUGA